Lepus europaeus (European hare) is the source of this 5592-nucleotide messenger RNA. It is a transcript of the gene TNKS2, whose product is annotated as tankyrase 2. The record is from RefSeq and is a predicted model, not a curated record. Gene Ontology annotation, molecular function: NAD+ poly-ADP-ribosyltransferase activity; protein binding. The transcript has 27 exons. Lineage: Eukaryota; Metazoa; Chordata; Mammalia; Lagomorpha; Leporidae. Bases 16 to 3516 code for a protein of 1166 amino acids.
GCGGCGGCCAGGAUCAUGUCGGGCCGUCGCUGCGCCGGCGGGGGCGCGGCCUGCGCGAGCUCGGCGGCCGAGGUCGUGGAGCCGGCCGCCCGCGAGCUGUUCGAGGCGUGCCGCAACGGGGACGUGGAGCGAGUCAAGAGGCUGGUGACGCCCGAGAAAGUGAACAGCCGCGACACGGCGGGCAGGAAAUCCACCCCGCUCCACUUCGCCGCAGGUUUUGGGCGCAAAGAUGUAGUUGAAUAUUUGCUUCAGAAUGGUGCAAAUGUCCAAGCACGCGAUGACGGGGGCCUUAUUCCUCUUCAUAACGCAUGUUCUUUUGGUCAUGCUGAAGUAGUCAAUCUGCUUUUGCAACAUGGCGCAGACCCAAAUGCUCGAGAUAAUUGGAAUUAUACUCCUCUUCAUGAAGCUGCAAUUAAAGGAAAGAUUGAUGUUUGCAUCGUGCUCUUACAGCAUGGAGCUGAGCCAACCAUUCGAAAUACAGAUGGAAGAACAGCACUGGAUUUAGCAGACCCAUCUGCAAAAGCAGUGCUGACUGGUGAAUAUAAGAAAGAUGAACUCCUGGAAAGUGCCAGGAGUGGCAAUGAGGAAAAAAUGAUGGCUCUGCUUACACCAUUGAAUGUUAACUGCCAUGCAAGUGAUGGCAGAAAGUCCACUCCAUUGCAUUUGGCAGCAGGAUACAAUAGAGUAAAGAUUGUGCAGCUGUUAUUGCAACAUGGAGCUGAUGUCCAUGCUAAAGAUAAAGGUGAUCUGGUGCCAUUACACAACGCCUGUUCAUAUGGUCAUUAUGAAGUAACUGAACUUUUGGUCAAGCAUGGUGCCUGCGUAAAUGCAAUGGACUUGUGGCAAUUCACUCCACUUCAUGAGGCAGCUUCUAAGAACAGAGUUGAAGUGUGUUCUCUUCUCUUAAGUUAUGGUGCAGACCCAACACUGCUGAACUGUCACAAUAAAAGUGCUAUAGAUUUGGCUCCCACACCACAGUUAAAAGAAAGAUUAUCAUAUGAAUUUAAAGGCCACUCAUUGCUGCAAGCUGCACGGGAAGCUGAUGUGACACGAAUCAAGAAACAUCUCUCUUUGGAAAUGGUGAAUUUUAAGCAUCCUCAAACACAUGAAACUGCAUUGCAUUGUGCUGCUGCAUCUCCAUAUCCCAAAAGAAAGCAAAUAUGUGAACUGUUACUAAGAAAAGGAGCAAACAUCAAUGAAAAAACUAAGGAAUUCUUGACUCCUCUGCAUGUUGCAUCUGAGAAGGCUCAUAACGAUGUUGUCGAAGUUGUGGUGAAACAUGAAGCAAAGGUUAAUGCUCUGGAUAAUCUUGGUCAGACUUCUCUGCACAGAGCUGCGCAUUGUGGUCAUCUACAAACAUGCCGCCUACUUUUGAGCUAUGGGUGUGAUCCAAACAUUAUAUCUCUUCAGGGCUUUACUGCCUUACAGAUGGGCAAUGAAAACGUGCAGCAGCUGCUUCAAGAGGGUAUCCCAUUAGGUAAUUCAGAGGCAGACAGACAAUUGCUGGAAGCUGCAAAAGCUGGAGAUGUAGAAACUGUAAAAAAACUGUGUACUGUUCAGAGUGUCAACUGCAGAGACAUUGAAGGGCGUCAGUCGACCCCACUGCAUUUUGCAGCUGGGUAUAACAGGGUCUCUGUGGUGGAAUAUCUGCUACAACAUGGAGCUGAUGUGCAUGCUAAAGACAAAGGAGGCCUUGUACCUUUGCACAAUGCAUGCUCUUAUGGACAUUAUGAAGUUGCAGAACUUCUUGUUAAGCAUGGAGCAGUAGUUAAUGUAGCUGAUUUAUGGAAAUUUACACCUUUACAUGAAGCUGCAGCAAAAGGAAAAUAUGAAAUUUGCAAGCUUCUACUCCAGCACGGUGCAGAUCCUACAAAGAAAAACAGGGAUGGAAAUACGCCUUUGGAUCUUGUUAAAGAUGGAGAUACAGAUAUCCAAGAUUUACUUAGGGGAGAUGCAGCUUUGCUAGAUGCUGCCAAGAAGGGUUGCUUAGCCAGAGUUAAAAAGUUAUCUUCACCUGAUAAUGUAAAUUGUCGUGAUACCCAAGGCCGACAUUCAACACCUUUACACUUAGCAGCUGGUUACAACAAUUUGGAAGUUGCAGAGUAUUUGUUACAACAUGGAGCUGAUGUGAAUGCCCAAGACAAAGGAGGACUUAUUCCUUUACAUAAUGCAGCAUCCUAUGGGCAUGUAGAUGUAGCAGCUUUACUAAUAAAGUACAAUGCAUGUGUCAAUGCCACGGACAAAUGGGCUUUCACACCUUUGCACGAAGCAGCCCAAAAGGGACGAACACAGCUUUGUGCUUUAUUGUUGGCCCACGGAGCUGAUCCUACUCUUAAAAAUCAGGAAGGACAAACACCUUUAGAUUUAGUUUCAGCAGAUGAUGUCAGUGCUCUCCUGACAGCAGCCAUGCCCCCUUCUGCUCUGCCUUCAUGUUAUAAACCUCAAGUGCUCAAUGGUGUGAGAAACUCGGGAGCCUCCACAGAUGUUCUGUCUUCAGGUCCACCCAGCCCAUCAAGCCUUUCUGCAGCCAGCAGUCUUGAUAACUUAUCAGGGAGUUUUUCUGAACUGUCUUCAGUAGUUAGUUCAAGUGGAACAGAAGGUGCUUCCAGUUUAGAGAAAAAAGAGGUUCCAGGAGUAGAUUUUAGCAUAACUCAGUUUGUAAGGAAUCUUGGACUUGAGCACUUAAUGGAUAUAUUUGAGAGAGAACAGAUCACUUUGGAUGUGCUUGUUGAGAUGGGACACAAGGAGCUGAAGGAGAUUGGAAUCAAUGCUUAUGGACAUAGACACAAGCUAAUUAAAGGAGUUGAGAGACUUAUCUCUGGACAGCAAGGUCUUAACCCAUAUUUAACUUUGAACACCUCAGGCAGUGGAACAAUUCUCAUAGAUCUGUCUCCUGAUGAUAAAGAGUUUCAGUCUGUGGAGGAAGAGAUGCAAAGUACAGUCCGUGAACACAGAGAUGGAGGUCAUGCAGGCGGAAUCUUCAAUAGAUAUAAUAUUCUAAAGAUUCAGAAAGUUUGUAAUAAGAAACUAUGGGAGAGAUAUACUCACCGGAGAAAAGAAGUCUCUGAAGAAAACCACAACCAUGCAAAUGAAAGGAUGCUGUUUCAUGGUUCUCCCUUUGUAAAUGCAAUUAUCCAUAAAGGCUUUGAUGAAAGGCACGCAUACAUAGGUGGCAUGUUUGGAGCUGGGAUUUAUUUUGCUGAAAACUCUUCUAAAAGCAAUCAGUAUGUAUAUGGAAUUGGAGGAGGUACUGGGUGUCCAGUUCACAAAGACAGAUCUUGUUAUAUUUGCCACAGACAGCUGCUCUUUUGCCGAGUAACCUUGGGAAAGUCUUUCCUGCAGUUUAGUGCAAUGAAAAUGGCACAUUCUCCUCCAGGUCACCACUCAGUCACUGGUCGACCCAGUGUCAAUGGCCUAGCCUUAGCCGAAUAUGUUAUUUACAGAGGAGAGCAGGCUUAUCCUGAAUAUUUAAUUACUUACCAGAUUGUGAGGCCUGAAGGUAUGGUUGAUGGAUAAAUAGUUGUUUUAGGAAAAUAAUUCCCUGAACGAAAAUCAUCAAGACAACUGGUGGCCUCUAAGUUAUACUUCUUUGCUGAACAAGUAAUCUUGUCCACAGGCGUAUGGCAGAAGGCUAAAAAGUGUGAAAGAAGUUUAACAUUCUGAGUUGAUAGAGCUUUAAAAAUGUACAGUGUUUUCUAAAUAGUUCCUGUUUUUCAGCACUUUAACAGAUGCCAUUCCAGGUUAAACUGGGUUUUGUCUGUACUAAAUUAUGAACAGAGUUAACUUGAAUCUUUUAUACAUUAUGCAUUGAUUCUAACAAAAACUUGUAAUGCCCUCAGCAGAACUCAUUUUGUUAAUACAGUACUGUGUUCUUUAAAGCACAGGAUUUACACUGAAUACAAUUUCAUUUGUAAAACUGUAAAUAAGAGCUUUUGUACUAGCCCAAUAUUUAUUUACAUUGCUUUGUAAUAUAAAUCUUUAGGACUGCAGCGGUUUACAGUUACACGUGUUGCUCGUCUACUUCAUCUUGCAUUGUUACGAUUGAGUGAUCACGUUUGAUUCCAGAGGCUAUGUUGAGUUGUUGGGGAAGAUUGAUUUAUCAGAUUUAAUUUGCUGAUGGAAACAUGUGUCUCCUGUUAGAAAUUUUUUUAAGAACUUACUUUAUAAAUACUCUGGGAUUUCUAAUUUGUGAUGCCUUUGUAUCUCUAAAACACACAUUCCAAAGAGCUCUAACUAUGAUAGGUUCUGAUUACUAAAGAAGGUUCUUUACUGGCCUCAAACUCUAGGUUUUGCAUUGGAAAAUUUUCUAAUGUCAUUCUGCAAAAAUUAAAGCAAUUGCUCUUGCUUUUAGAGAGGCUAAAUCUUGCUUAUGGGCAAUUAUGUUGUUUUCAUGAACUGUAAAUAGGAAGUUAAAUUUCAGAGAUAGGAAGAGUAAUUCUGGAUAAUUUCCCACUCUGUUUUAAUUAACUAAAGUCUAAAAGGGGGAAAAAAUAGCAAAUGGGAAUGGGUAGUUCUUUAUUCUAAGUAUUUUUUCCCUAUUCUUUUUUCUUGGUCUUAUUGUUGUAUCUAUAGCCAAUCCAUGCAUCAUUGGUAGAGUCAGAACCAUAAAAAAACAGGUGUCUGUUGUCUCUUGGCCUCCUGAAUGGGCAGGUGCAGUGACACAGGCAUUUCCUGGCCCUCAGAGGACACAGGCACUUCCUGCCUUUCUGUGACAUGCCCUCUUGAAAAUACACUUCCAGUUUGUGCACCUCCUGAUGACCAGGCGUGUAUUUCAGUUUGGCAGCUGUGGAAGGAAGUGCUAAUCUCUUAAAACACCAUUCCUGACUAUUUGUUAAGGCAAAACUCUCUUCCAUGAAUUCUGCUCAAGCAUCUUGUACAGAGACACACAUUACAGCUUGACAGUUUAGUUGCUUUGUUGACUCUAGCUCCCUCAGAAAUCAAGGAAAGGUUUUUACCCACUUAAGUCUUUGCAAAAGAGGAAAUUCUCCCCUCUCUACCAAUUGUUUUGUUUCAUAUUCCAUUUAGUCUCUAAAUUACGUGGCCCUUUGUAGCCACUUGAAUAUAAAGUGCUAGAAGACCAUGUUUCCCAUCCUGAAUAAUGGUUAAUCAAAGUAAAUGCAUAUCUAGGGUUAUUUCUGUGAUAAAAAUUUUGAUCAUUAUUUAAGAGGUCAAAUCCUGACUUUGAAUUACUUUUAUAUAGCUCUCUAAUAAUUGCAGAUAUGAUCCUAACGUCAUUUCUUGAAACACAAAUGAAUUAUGCCAAAUUUUAUAUAAAUUUUUCAAGUUCUCUAGGUAUCCAAGUUUUAUAAUUAGAAGAUUAUAAGAUGACUUAUUGGGGUCUGUAUUUACAUAUCUCUCAACAGUUAGCCCAUCUUACUCACCCUGUGAGUGAGUCUGGAACUGCUUGUCAUGUAAAAUCAUUCUAGCCCAUGAGUUUAUAAUACUACAAACUGUAUUAUUUCAUCUAGUCCAUUGCUUAAUUUGUGUGUCACUUUUCCAUGAAUGAUUAUAUUGUGGUUACUAUGUUAGCAUGACAGUAUUUCAGAUAGCUUUGUGUUGGGUGGUUGGGUAUGAGGUUUUUUUUUUUUUUUU